AUGUUAUUCUCUCUAAUAAUAGCUUUUAUCUCAUUUUCUUAUUAUAUUGAUUGUUGCACAAUCAAAAAUCUCCCCAAAAGCUAUUAUUGGAAUCAGAGUUUACAACGUUUCAGUCUGUUAACAAAACAAUCUAUAAGUGAUGAUGAUAGAAUAAAGUGUAGAGAGAGUGAAUUAUACAUUACUCCAUGGAGUAUAAAAGAAGCUGUAUUUUCAAGUGUUGAAGAGGCAGAGGAAAGGCGUAUAUUUCUAACUAAAUGUAUUACAUAUUACUCUGAAUUAUCUAGAGAUUUAUAUUUUAAAUAUUUGGAGAGAAAAUAUAGCUCUAAAUUUUAUCAGAAGAUCUUUAAUAUUUUUGAUAUAUAUAUAAUAAGGGAGAAAUAUCUUAAGUCUAUUGUGACACUUGGACGUUUCUUAACUAGUUUAGGUAUUCUUUUACAUAAAACAUAUGAAUAUGGUUUUAAUCAAAAAGGAUUGAAAUAUCCUCCAGAACUCGAACGUGAAAUUGAAUCAUUAAGUGGUAUAAUUUCAGUUAGAAGACCAUACACUUAUUCAAGCUGUAAGAAACUUGUAAAAGAUGCUGGUAUUUAUGAAAUACUAAUUAAUAUUUCAUCUGAUGAUAAAGUUCUCUUAUCUAGAGUUAGGAAAUGUUCGAUAGUUAGAGGAAUAAUAAAUGGUGCUAUUCGUAAGGCUAAUGAAAGUGCUAUGGAAUUUCUUAAUAGAUAUAAAAUAUCUCAUAAUGAAAGAUACUUGCAUGAGUCUUCGAGAUGGAAAAACAAGAAGGAAAAGUUGUAUUUACUACAUGGUAUUGUUACAGUAGCAUUAGCUAUAACUUCUUCAGAUAUAUUAGUUAGUAAGAAAUGA
Cryptosporidium muris RN66 is the source of this 861-nucleotide messenger RNA. RefSeq lists its product as uncharacterized. Bases 1 to 861 code for a protein of 286 amino acids. The transcript has a single exon. NCBI's taxonomy places the organism in Eukaryota, Apicomplexa, Conoidasida, Eucoccidiorida, Cryptosporidiidae. The record is from RefSeq and is a predicted model, not a curated record.